This is a messenger RNA of Thrips palmi, 1400 nucleotides long. Its product is annotated as venom serine protease-like. Gene Ontology annotation, molecular function: serine-type endopeptidase activity. Gene Ontology annotation, biological process: proteolysis. The transcript has 10 exons. NCBI's taxonomy places the organism in Eukaryota, Metazoa, Arthropoda, Insecta, Thysanoptera, Thripidae. The coding region runs from base 38 to 1300 and encodes 420 amino acids. The record is from RefSeq and is a predicted model, not a curated record.
GCUGGCGGCGUGCGGCGGCGCGCGCGCCUUCGUGUGCAUGCACUACCAGAAGCUGGAGCCCGGGCUGCGCUACCUGCUCCUGUCCCCCGGCUGGCCCGCGCACUACCAGGCGGGGGAGUCCUGCCAGUGGAUCGCCGAGGCGCCCGCCGACCAGCGCGUCGCCUUCGAGUGCGACGAGUUCUACCUGCCCGGCCCGGCCAGCAACGAGGAGGAGUCGCUUCGGCGACAGUGCCAGGGGUCGUUGGGCUGCAGCGACGCGCUCUACGCGUCCACGUCGGGCGCGCACAUCAACCUGGACGGCAUGCCCUACGUGGGGAGGGACAUGGUGGUGAGCCUGAGCAACGUCCUGAACGUGGAGCUGCGGUCCUCGUACCGGCCGAACGCCGAGGGCCGCUUCCGGUGCUACGUGUCCGCCACCACGGACCAGCAGUGGAACAUCCGCGCCAAGCCCACCGCGGCCACGGCGGCCACCCCGGCGCUGGACGCGGGCCAGAGCAUCGGCUCCUCGCCGGACAACUGCACAUGCGGCUGGCGGCUGGACGGCACGGGAUCCAACCAACUGGCAGGACGCAUCACCAACGGCGUGGAGGUGCGGCCCAACGAGUACCCCAUGAUGGCGGCGCUGGUGGACGGCAACACGGUGGUGUGCGGCGCCGUGCUCAUCUCCUCGUUCCACGCCCUCACCAGCGCGCACUGCAUCCGCGGCACCGCGCUCGACGCCGUGGACCUCAUCGUGGGCGAGUUCGACACCAGCUACGACGUGGAGGGGUCGGUGCAGCAACGCAUGAAGCUGGCGUCGUUCACGCGGCACCCGUCCUGGUCGGGCGACUGGAAGCGGGCCAACAUCGCCGUGGCGCGCUCCAGGGACGAGGUCAGGAUCUCGCUGUACACCGGGCCGGCCUGCGUCCCCAUCAACAAGUCCGCAGACAACUUCCUGGCGCCCGGGGAGUCCCUCAUCAUCCUGGGCUGGGGGUCCAGCGUGUACAACGGCCAGACCUCCACGCGACUCAAGCUCAUGACGGCACCCCUGGUCAACCCCUCGGAGUGUAUCAGCAAGUACGGCCAGCUGUACGACGAGCACUUCUGCACCGGCUCACAAAACUCGCAGUCUGUGUGCACGGGUGACCCGGGGGGGCCACUGCUCUGGAUGAGCCCCAAGACGCACCGCCUCAUGGUGGCGGGCAUCAUCGCCUACGGCGACGGCUGCAGCGGCGCCAGCAUCAUCAACACCAAGGUGUCCAGCUACAUGGACUGGAUCAAGGAAGUCACGCAAAAUUCCAUCUGCUACAGUAAACAGUAAUGCAAGAUAUGUGCUGCACAAGGUAAAGAGUCUGAACCAGCAGGACUUUGCCAACAACAGUAACAAAAUAAAUGGUUCUUUGGCUACUUUCACUUAUCAA